CAGCCACUGGCGGCGCCUCCCCGAGGCCGCGCCGCCUAUCCGCACUGCGCUUUGUGGUGACGCCCCCAGCAGCAGCAACAGCAGCGGGAGUCAGGCGCGGGGCGGUGACGCGCGGCGAGAUACAGAGACGCCGACGGCGGCCAGAGGGAGACAAAGGCGGCCCUGGCCGGUUCGGAUCUACGGAGGAGAGGGAGUUUUGGUGGCUGUCCGUGCUGCAGUAACGGAACACUAACGCCAACAUGUCAGAUGCCAGUGAGAUGCUGGCUGCUGCCCUUGAACAGAUGGAUGGCAUCAUCGCAGGCUCGAAGGGCAUGGAGUACGGCAAUGGGCUUUUCGAUUGCCAGUCUCCCGUGUCUCCGUACGGCGGCACCAUGAGCUCGCUGGGCGGCCUGCGCGUGCUGCAGCUGGUGGAGGAGCUGCGUGGAGCACUGGACACGGUGGGAGGAGAAGAGGACAGGGAGACACUGAGGUCGCAGAUACCGGACUCAACCGUCGACGCCCUCGCGGACUGGUUGCACUGCGGCAUGACCAAUGGCCACUUGCAGUAUGGCGGCGUGGAGAGCUACCAGGAGAGGCUGUCUCGUUUGGAAGGAGAUAAGGAGUCUCUUGUACUGCAGGUGAGUGUCCUGACGGAUCAGGUGGAAGUCCAGGGAGAGAAGAUCAGGGAUCUGGAGGUGUGUCUGGACGAGCACAGGGACAAGCUCAAUGCCACCGAGGACAUGCUGGAGCAGGAGCUGCUAAGCCGCACCUCACUGGAGACCCAGAAGCUGGAUCUGAUGACCGAGAUUUCUUCUCUCAAGAUAAAACUCGCCUCUGUGGAGAGGGACAGAAGCGAGUUCAUGGAUAGGAGCUGUGAUGGAGAGGAUUUUAUGCACGAGAUAGCCGAGCUGCGGAGAAGGGUGGUGGAGCUGGAGGGGGAGAAGGUUCACUUUGAAAAGAAACUGAAGAACACCAAGUCUGCCAUGGCCAAGCUGGCCAGCAUGAAACUGAAAAUCGGACAGGUACAAUACGAGCGACAGCAUUGGGAGCGAGAGUGCUUGCAAGCCAAGGUGGAGCUGGACGAGCUGCAGGAACUGCUGAUGCAGCGUGAGGUGGAGGUGGAGGGACUCAAGGACCAGCUCGUCAACCAGAUGACGGAGCAGGCCGAGACCGUUGAGAAAGAGGAGGAAUUAAAACGGAUGCUGAGAGACAGACAUCAAGAAAUACACCGGCUAAAGGUGGCGAUGGAGUCACUGAUGGCUGCCAAUGAGGACAAGGACCACAUGAUAGACGAUCUGCGGCAGUCCCUGACGCGCUACAGGAAGGUGCAGGAGAUGGUGCUGGCCGCCAAGGGUAAGAAAGGGUCUUCUGAGCGACUACCGGGCAGUUCGAGCGACGAUAACCUGAGCGCAGAGAUGAUGAACAUGGACGCCGAGGAAUUCCUUGGCGAGGAGAGUUUUGGUGUUCAGAAAGAUGCCGCCCCGUCUGCUGACACAGAGCCAGAGCAACCACUGCAGAUCAAAGCCGAUGAUGUAGAGACAGUGGAUUAUCCCACUGAAAACGGAGACACACAGAAGGGAGAAGACAGUGAUGAGGCUGUGCAGGAGAUGGCACCGCAGCCAGCGUCCAGGUCACGUGACUGGCAGUCCGCCAGCAGCCCUGAGCACGCCCAGCAAGACGUCGCAGAGAAGAGUGUGGUGUGGGAGCGGAAGGGACGCGAGCCUGCCGAGCUGGCCCAGCGCCUUGAAGUGAUAAUACAGAACAAAGCGUUGCAGGAGGAGGAAGGAGGGUCCCGCCUGCAGACCCUGCCCCCCAGCUCCCCCAGCUCCCCCAGCUCCCCCGCGCUGGAGCGGCACCUUGCCGACGAGGGGGCUAGCGGGGGGGCGGCUCGCAAACCCAGGGCCUCAUUUGGGCGUGGGUUCUUCAAGGUGAAGGGAGGCAAGCGCACGGCCAGCGCGCCCAACCUGGAAGUGGACAAGGACUCAAGUGGCCGGCUCAGUCCCUCGGAGCUCGCCUCGCCUCCCAGCGCUCCGCUCUCGCCCGAGACUCGGAAGAAGUCGCGUGGAAUCAAAAAAAUCUUCGGAAUGCUGAAGAGGAGCCAGUCGACGAACUUAAACCCCGAGGAGGAGCGCGAGGAGGAGUUCCGAAGAGGGGGGCUGAGAGCCACGGCCGACCCACGGCUCGGCUGGUCACGUGACCUCCGUGGGGGCUCCAGCGACCUGGAUGCGCCAUUUGCCAAGUGGUCGACGGACCAGGUGUGCAACUGGCUUCACGAGCAGGGCCUGGGCAUGUACGUGGGCAUGGCGCGCCAGUGGGUCACCUCCGGGCAGACCAUGCUCCGCGCCACCGCACACGACCUGGACAAGGAGCUGGGCAUCAAGCACUCGUUGCACAAGAAGAAGCUGCAGCUGGCCCUGCAGGCAAUGGGCUCGGAGGAGGAGAACUCCAAGGGCGAACUCGACUACAACUGGGUCACGCGGUGGCUGGAUGACAUCGGCUUGCCACAGUACAAGGACCAGUUUAACGAGGGGCGAGUGGACGGGCGCAUGCUGCACUACCUGACGGUGGACGACCUCCUGUCACUGAAGGUGACGAGCCUGCUCCACCACCUGAGCUACAAGCGCGCCAUCCAGGUGCUGCGCAUGAACAAGUUCCACCCCAACUGCCUGCGCCGACGGCCCUCCGACGAGGGGAACGUGACGCCUGCCGAGGUGACGCAGUGGACGAACCACCGUGUGAUGGAGUGGCUCCGCUCGGCCGACCUGGCAGAGUACGCGCCAAACCUGCGUGGCAGCGGCGUGCACGGCGGGCUGCUGGUACUGGAGCCACGUUUCACGGUGGAGACUCUGGCCCUGCUGCUCAACAUCCCGCCCAACAAGACGCUGCUACGACGCCACUUGGCCACGCACUUCGACCUCCUGGUCGGACCCGACUCUCGCCGCCAUAAGCAGGAGGCGCUUGAGGUGCCCAACCACAUACCGCUCACCACCACGGCCAAGGUGAAGCCCAAGAAGCUUCCUCUGGGGAUCUCGGGAUUCGGCUCUCUGAGGCGACGGAAGCAAGAGGACGCAGAGGACUACGUGUGCCCCAUGGAGCUCUGCCGGCCCGGUGGCCUGGCCUCCCAGCCAGGCUUCUCCGCCGCCUCCAGUUACCGGAUGCAGGCCGGCGGCGGGCGGUCCGGCUUCCAGGACGACGAUGACCUCGACCGGCUGGAGCAGCAGAUGGAGGACUCUGAGGGCACCGUGCGCCAGAUCGGAGCCUUCUCAGAGGGCAUCAACAAUCUGACGAGCAUGCUGUCGGACGAUGACAUGUUCAUGGAGUACGCGUCAACGUCACCCAACGCUCCACACCUGGACAACGAAUAAUAGCGACACGUUCGUUUUGGAGAGUGAUGGGUGUUGGGGAGAGGGGCAAUGUUUGAUUAAUUCAUUCAAUCAGUGGCUGGGUUUUCUUUACCGGGCGCGUGGGCAAUGAUUUUAGGAGCCAGACGGAGUGUGAUCGCGAUGCGUUUCUGAAGCAGCAGUGCCCUGUGUGUGCAGAGAUAGAAAUAGCUCUGCUGCUGGGGGGCGGGGAUCUGCUGUGCCAGCGUGGUGUGGGGGUGCUGCUGCUGCUCUGCAUUGUGUCUCAGGUGCAACUCGUUACUGAUGAACCACCCACCUCCUUCCCCCUCCUCCACCGUGUUGAUGCAAUCGUAACGUCGAAUGUUAGGGCCACGAUAACAACCCAUGAAUUACCGAAGAGAGAAAAAAACACUUGGCCCACGCUUGCAGCAGGGAGUGAGUUGAUUUUUUUCUUCUUCCAGCUCUGGCAUGAAUUAAUACUCGUUAAGUUUACACUACACAGCCAAACCUAACUGCGGUUGCCGCUUGCGAAGGGACUGUUUUUAAUUGCAAUUUUAUCGCGUAACGGUGUCAGUGCGCCCUGACUGCUCGUCGCGCUCCGUGCACAUCGUCGCCUGGCCACUCAUUCUCACUGCUUUGAGACGAUUGCGAGGGGUGGUCGAGGCUUGGUCACACGAGUGCUCGGACCUCACGGCAAUGGAGUUGACCUCUGCGUGAUGAGGGUAGCGAUGGUGAGGGUGGACGCUGGGGUUCUGUCGUCAUUUGGCGGGGGAGCGGGUGAGGGGGUCACCUUCGGAGCAACGUUUCCAGUUUAGGCGCUGGGUCUUAAAAUGGUUAAGGAAACAAUUAAAUUAUACUAUUAAACAUCCUUUCAGCGACUAACCAUGUAAGCACCUCCGUAUUAUCAAAGUUUAUAUUCUGUACAAUAAGCUGUCAUUAUUGGUAGAGUAAUUUACAGUAGAUUGCUAAGAUAUAUAAAAUCAUGUAUCCACAAAGAUCAUAUUUUGUGAGUAACCUUGUCAGCCAGGAAAGACAGUGUUACACGUAAUAUUUCCUUUUUUAAAUGUAACUUAAGGGGAGUUCAAUGUGUUGUACGUAGCUUGACAUUGAUGGUACCAAACUCAACAAGUGACUGCUUCUAAGGCCAUUUUUGCAGCCUUACAACUUGAUUUUUUUUUUUAUCACUGCAAAUAUGGUAUUUUAUUCAUCUGCUUUCUGUGGCGUUCUUAUAUGCAAUAUGAAAAUAUAUACUUGUAUACAGUUUAUUUAAGUGCUUAAAAAGAGAUAUCUGUGUAACCUUCGCAAAUGUACCUAGGUGAGCUUCGUGUCUCUUACAGACCACAACGGAAUGAGUUGUGAAGCUUACAUAGUUUUAACAGUUUAAAACCUGACAUUUCAAAAGUAAAAAAUAGAUGCCAACGAUUAUCUAUAUAUGUACAGAAAACACGGGGUGCAAUUGUGACACUCUGAACUGUGAUUCUCUGUAAAAAAAAAAUUCCGAGACAAGUAUUUGUCAUUAUGGUUUAAUACGUAAUGAUAUCAGCAGGUACAGAGACCACGUGCCGAACGACGUGAGUUGGCGCAAUGUCGGCAAGUGUAGUAACGCGACAUUUCUCAUCAAAACGUUUGCUUCUGUACGGUUUUUGUAAGACUACCUGGGAACGCAGCAGUCAAAUAAGCGUCUGUGUUUCUGUGAUCGCUUUUAUUUUCGCCCUGAUGUUUACGCGCGCGCGCGCAGCUCGGCAUCAUGUCCCCUGGGGGUGUUGACAAACUGAAGAGUGAAAACAAUUUUCAUAUUUGCGAGCACUGCCAUGUGUGAACAUCACUGGGAAAUCUGUCCACAUUAGCAGCGAUGCUUUGCUGUUCGUCUCAAGUGUACGGCAAAACACGCACGCUUGCCUACAUCUGUAAAGACACGUUAUGUUGACUGCAGUGCAGCGGUUAAACACUCCACUCGGCCCACAGUUUUUCGUUUUUCUGUUAUGCUAUAAUUGUGUGGCUCCACGUAUGUGUACUCUCUGCCAUGCACGAUAGAGUGCCAAGUUGCUGUUUUUGUACGCACACAACACAUGGUGAAAUCAUGAGAAUCUUCUGUAGCCCUGGCGAAAAUUAUAGGUUAGGAAUAGCAUUUUUAUAUAUUCAAUCGUGCUCUGCUUCUAAGUUUCGUAUUCAUGUAAGCCAUAUUCCCAGAUAUCCUGAUGCAAUCUUGCUACCAAAUAGCAUUUUUAAACAGACACAGGACGCAUUGACUUGGAUGCCCCUGCACUCUCAUGUUUUAAUGGUGUCCACCUUUUCAAGAGGACGUUUUAAAAAGGACAAUUGACUCUGAAUGGAUUUCACAGGGACAUUUGACGCUUGCACAUUUGUCUGGCUAAUAAAUUAUGCGUUUGGUUUGUCAUAUCCGGUAAUGGAAGAGUUGACGUUGUGGUCAAAAGGUGGGAAUUGCACAGUGGUCAUGACCUAUCCCGGCAGUGCGGCUGUAGCCAAGGCCCUUGAGUCCACUGUGCUCAGAGGUGCCGUCUGCUGAUGUGUAAACCAUCAAGCCAGCUGCGAUGGUCACGCGUGUAUGCACCUUGUAGCUAAUUAUGGAGAGACAAACGAAAAAAAAUCUAUGCAAAUUUAACUUUUAAAUUAAAUGGCUAGGAACGGAAUUGCGCAGUGACAGCAGUUGAGUAGAACAAGCGGUUUUACAGUUUUGUGCAAAUGCACGCGUGGGCACUGUGCUGUGACAUCCCCCUCCGAAUAUCAACAAAUAUAAACGACACGAGAUUACUUAAUGCAGCUAACCAGUAGUCCGUGGGCCAGAGCGGAAAUUGGUACCAUCUAAUUGAGCAAAACUUUAGUCGUAUCGAUUUGUUUGGAUGGCCACUAAGAGUGGAUGCGUUGAUAACCCCACUCAUUUCAAAUGGUUAUCACGUAAUUCGCUGAGUGGCUGCAUACAUUUCAUGAACCGCUGAAGUGAUGCCUCCUCAGGUGGAACCGACGGGUUCAAUAUCUGGUCUGAGCACAUGGACUACAGUAGGCCGAGGAGAUUGGUACAUUUCUUUUUAUUUUUUACAUUGUAUGCAGACGCACCUGUUCACAUUUUUACUUUAAUUUCACAUCUGUAAUGCAUAUAUAUCGUGGAAGCGACGCGGUGGAGAAGUGGCACACCCAUUGUGUGUACUGUGCUGCGAGCCUGACGACCUAAGUUCCAUUCCCAGCAAUGUCUCACAUCGGUGGAGAUUGAUAUCUGAACUGAUCCUGGGCUUGCUCCCUUCACCAACUGGCACUGACCAGCAUGGUGAAGUAUGGUCAAACAACUGACAACAGCAUGGGGAGGCCAUCCCGCAGUCGAUUGACAAUGAACUUGUAAAUUACAAUUUUGAUUUGCAUUUUAAGAACGUGCAUAAAAUGUCACUACAUUUUAUAGCCAACCUUAACACAGGAGAGAAACGUUUAUCCCUGUCAUUGUAAUUGAAAGUGGCAGGCCCCAGUCUGAAAUGACACCUGCGUAAAUUCCCAUUUGUCGUAAUGUUCUAAAAUUGGCAACUGUGGUGCCAACUAUUUGUCCCCUUUUUUUAAAAGGCGUCAGCCCUCAUUUGGAUCUCCGCUUGUCAACUCGUUGAAAAAUUUGCAAGUUGGUGCUUGCAUGCGCGUCUGUGCCAGUCUUUAUACACAUGUAUUUAUUUUUAUUCAAAACUGUCACGUUGCUUAUUCGCGACGUGCUGUAUGUCUUGUAUUCUCAAGAUGGAGGGUGGUUAUUAUUCACUCUCUCACAUAUACACUUUUAACCAUUUCAAUAAAUACAAUCUAUAUUUCUUA
This is a messenger RNA of Lethenteron reissneri (Far Eastern brook lamprey), 7124 nucleotides long. It is a transcript of the gene PPFIBP1, whose product is annotated as PPFIA binding protein 1. The record is from RefSeq and is a predicted model, not a curated record. Gene Ontology annotation, biological process: neuromuscular junction development. NCBI's taxonomy places the organism in Eukaryota, Metazoa, Chordata, Hyperoartia, Petromyzontiformes, Petromyzontidae. Gene Ontology annotation, cellular component: presynaptic active zone. Gene Ontology annotation, molecular function: protein binding.